This is a messenger RNA of Chaetomium globosum CBS 148.51, 4599 nucleotides long. RefSeq lists its product as uncharacterized. Gene Ontology annotation, cellular component: nucleus. Gene Ontology annotation, biological process: chromatin remodeling. Lineage: Eukaryota; Fungi; Ascomycota; Sordariomycetes; Sordariales; Chaetomiaceae. The record is from RefSeq and is a predicted model, not a curated record. The transcript has 4 exons. Bases 1 to 4599 code for a protein of 1532 amino acids. Gene Ontology annotation, molecular function: histone H3K36 demethylase activity; histone H3K9 demethylase activity.
AUGUCCAUCGAAGCGAUUGGCGCUUCGGCGCCCGCCGUGGCCAUGGACGUCGAACUGCCUGCCGUCAGCCCCAAGCCGGUCGCCCUGCAUUCCCCGCCAGAUAGUCACAACGCCGUUGAUGCCGACGGUAGCGAUUCGGAACUCAGCGACCUCGAUGAACUCGCCGGCAAGUUGGAUGAUGAUCUCGGGGACGAGUUCAGGAACGAAUUCAAAAAUGAAGUCAAAAACGAGCCGAAAGAAGAAAAGCCCCAGGACACGCCUCAGGAACCGCCCAAGGUAGAGCCUGAGUCCGAACCACAACCCCCGCCGGUGGAAGAUAUUGGCGAGGUUCUCCCCGAUCACUGGUCUGGCACCGUGCCCGUGUUUAAGCCGACCAUGAAGCAGUUUAAGGACUUCAAACUCUUUAUGGAGAAGGUCGACAAGUACGGCAUGAAAUCCGGCAUCAUCAAAAUCAUUGCGCCUGAGGAGUGGAAAAAGUCUCUACCCCCGGUAGACGACUUGAUCAAGCAAAUUCGGGUUCGAGAGCCGAUCAAGCAAGAAAUCAUGGGCUCCAACGGAACCUAUCGACAAGUCAACAUCCUUCACCAACGUUCCUACAACCUGCCACAAUGGAGACAGCUCUGCGAUCAAAGCGAGCAUCAACCCCCCGCGAGGCGAGGCGAGCGCCGCGCAAAUUCAGACAGAAAGGCUGCUGCUAAGUCUCGUGCUGCCGCCGAACCAAGUACCCGAUCUGCCGCAACCUCGACCCCGCCCAAGAAACGAGGCGGGGGAAGAGUCACUCGAAGAUCGACCAGGUAUGCCAAAGAAGAGACUGAAGAGCCAGAGGAUCGUCCGAUGACGCCCGUCUCACCAGCGCCCGAAAAGGAGGUGUUAAAGUCCGUGGAGGCGGAACCGGGCAUCGGGGACGAGGACUACGAAGAAGAGGAUGGACCUCCGGUGGUACGAAGAAUGGGGCUUUCCAGACAAACAAAGCAGAAAACUCAAUCCGUGUCGGCUCGCCGGAAGUACAUGCGCCGCGAAGGCUCCGCUAUGGUAGACGAAGCUGCGUUCAAGAACUGGGAUUACCGGAUGGAUGUCUCCGAUUUUACCCCGGAGCGCUGCGAGGAAUUGGAAAAAACUUAUUGGAAGACGCUGACCUACGCGCCGCCGCUGUAUGGAGCAGAUCUUCCAGGCACGCUGUUCGGCGAUUCGGUCGAGAACUGGAACCUGAACAACUUGCCCAAUCUCCUCGACGUUCUCGGCACGAAGGUUCCCGGUGUCAACACCGCGUAUCUCUAUCUCGGCAUGUGGAAAGCAACCUUUGCUUGGCAUUUGGAAGAUGUCGACCUUUACAGCAUCAACUACCUCCAUUUUGGCGCCCCAAAACAAUGGUACAGCAUUUCCCAGGCCGACGCUCGGAGGUUCGAAGCCGCCAUGAAAAACAUCUGGCCCACUGAUGCGAAAGCAUGCGACCAGUUCCUCAGACACAAGGGGUUCCUCAUUUCGCCAUCGCACCUAAAGCAAAAUUACAACAUCACAGUCAACAAAUGCGUCUCAUACCCGGGCGAGUUUGUUGUCACAUACCCAUACGGAUACCAUUCUGGAUACAACCUGGGAUACAACUGUGCCGAGGCGGUCAACUUCGCCUUGGACAGCUGGUUGCCGAUGGGAAAGAUCGCAAAAAAGUGCCAGUGCGCCCAGGCACAAGACAGUGUUUGGGUCGACGUCUACGAAAUCGAGCGCAAGCUUCGUGGAGAAGAAACGGAGUACGAAGAGACGGACGAGGAGGACGAAGAGGACGACGACGAUGACCAAGACACUGGUCUUCCGAGUCCUCCCUCUAGCCACACAGUUAGAGUCAAAGCCCCCGGUCGAAAACGCAAACGGGGUGCCAACGACAAGGAGCCACGGGUCAAGACUAAAAAGAUUCGUCUCCGUCUCAAGUCGCACGUUGAGCCGCCCUGUUGUCUUUGUCCCAGCGAUAUCCCCGGGGCCGAAAUCAUGCCCACGGACGAUGGUCGCAAGGCCCAUCGCAUGUGUGCGCUUUACCUACCGGAGACAUACAUCGAGACAGUGGAUGGCAAAGAGAUCAUUGCGAACGUCGCUGCUAUUGACAAGGCCCGCUUGGAGCUCAAGUGUCUCUACUGCCGGUCCAAGAAGGGCGCAUGCUUCCAGUGUUCUCAAAAGAAAUGCCCGAGAUCUUACCACGCCACGUGUGCAGCAGCAGCAGGUGUCUUCGUGGAGGAAGAGGAAGUCCCGGUAUUCGGCGAGGACGGGACGGAAUACAAAGAGCAGGCGUUCGAAUUUAGCUGCCGGUUCCACCGAACUAAAAGGGACCGAAAGGCGGACGGGGGUGCUCUGGAGAACAACGCCCAGCUCCGCGCGGCCGCAAAGGCGCUCAAGAAGAACGACAUAUGUCAACUACAUGAUCGGGUCGAAGUCGAAUGGAAGUGGCUGCUUCUGCCCGACCCAGCAGACUUCCGUCUUCCCAAGGCAUCGGCCAAUGCUAUCCCCAUGCCGACCUGCAGGAGGGCACAAAAGGAGAUCAACGCCAAACGGGCUGUCGAUGAAGCGCCAAGAAAGGACGAUGAGUUUGCUCCUGGAUUUACUUGGGCCGAGUUCCAUGCCGGCGAGCCCCUCAAGAACCCGACGCAGAUCAAGAUCGACUUCACCAAGGAGAACCAGGUCUGGCAUUACCUGGGCAAGACAUCUACCGAGGCGAAGGCCCAAUACACUGAGGAUCCGUCUCGGCCGCGACACAAUCCCAAGGGCAAUUUCUUGGACACUAUACCAAAGCCACCACCUCCGGUACGAAUGCCAGUGGCUCAUCAGGCAAGGCAGCUUGUACCUGGGACGUACCCGGGCUACCCGGGCUAUCCAACCACCAAUGGGGUGUUGUCAAAUGCCGGAACUGGCAAGCCACAGAAGCCCUACGUCUACAAACCCCGGAAUCCGGUUGGGUCAACCCUCGGCCAAUAUGGUGCUCAGUUUACUUCGCACACAUUUUCUGUCAAUACACCCUCACCGUCCCCGGCGUUGCAGCAGUUUCAGCCUUCCCGCCCUUCUCAGGUGGUAUCCCGGCCACCACAGCCAACAUUCCAUAACCAUGUGUUUCAUCAACAUCCUCAGCAACAUCCUGAGCAGCAACGUAUGCAGCACCACAUGCAACAGCAAUCUUCGCUUCAGGUGAAGCAAUACCAACCACCGGCAUCGGACCCCCAACGCAAGGGUUCAUCGGCACUGUAUUCGCCGGAUCGGUUUGCGCCCAUCGGAGGUAGUAAUGGAUUCCCGAAGCUUCCCGGCUUAUCCUGGCCCCCUGCUCACAUGAAAUCAGGGCAAUCUGUUCAGCCUCAGUCAAGAGCCUGGCCUUCGCCAACAGGCGCGGCUGCUCCGAUGACGUCGUCAGCCUUGAAAUCCCCGAGUGUUAGCAACCCGCAGCCUGGAGGAGCAGGAGAACAGCCAUACGUCAGCGCGUACCAGAAGUACGCCUUUUUCCAGGUCAAUCACAACAGGGACUCGUCGAGGUACCGGACCCCCUACGGCCAGUGGGGCGGCUUCACAAACGGGUACGAAGGGAACCUCCGAGACUUCCUAGUCAAGGCCCAAAAGGCUUUAUCUGGAGGUGGCAGUUCAGGUGGCAGUAAAGGUCCGAUCAAGCAGGUGCCCACCUCGCUUCUUCAGCCCUUGCGGCCACGCGUCGAUGCGUCUCCAACGAACGCACCUCCGUAUGCGCAGAUUCUCCCCCGGCCGCCCGCCCAGGCCCCGCAAGCCACACCCCAACACUUAGCGCCAGGCGCUCCUCGAGUACCGCAAUAUCAGGUAUCGCAGUAUCAUAGCCAUGGGUACCCAGCCCAACCUAGGCAUGACGGCCAGGCGUUCGAUCCAAGGCAACCUAACGCAGGCCCGCUGCACCCUGCCACCCGACCGCAAUACGAUGCACCACAGCCGCAACACGGGGGCCAGCCCAGCCACCACGUCUGGCAAGCGGUCCCACAAGCCCCUUCACACACAUCAUCACAGCCGGCGCACACACCAAUACAAGGGAAGCCGCAGUUUACAAAACAAAGCCAUAGCCCAAUUCCGUUGCCGCCGUAUGUAAGGCAGAUGGCAACAGCGUCACCGGUGGCUCUUAAGCAGGCGGCUCCCGGCCGAACUCCUGAGCAAGGGGGCCCACACAUGGCACCCAAAGACUCGUGCACGACCCUACCAGCAUCAACACGGCCCCUGUCGGGAGCCAGGUCAACCCCGGCGCCAGCUCCGAACUUGCAGGCACAACAAAACCUAACGCAAGAAGGUCAAUGGGCACCGACUGGUAGUAGCCAAGCGGGCUCAACGACGGCCCCAAGAUGGACAUCACAGGGUGCAAUGGCGACUCCAAGCCCAACAAGCCAGCAACCACGAAACAGCUCGGGUUGGGCACCACCACCCCAAUCCCAGCCACAGCCAGCUCCGCCGGGGGCCGCCGUCUCCCCGGCAGCAGCCGGCACGGAAGACAAUUCCGCACUAGUAGAGAAGAUGAUGAUGAAUCUCCGGAGGGCAAGCCAGAACUUUGGCAAGGUGGAGCAAGGCAAGAGUUUGGCUGAGCAGCCGGGCCAGGCGCAGGCUCAUGCUGAGAGCUAG